AGUGGGAGGAGAAGCUCUUCGAGCAGCUCCCACCAGAGCAAAGAGGAAAUACGGAAAAAAAAAAAAUAAUAACAAAAAAAACUAGAGAAAUCUCCACUGCACGUGCUGCUCUUUCUCGCUCUCUCGCCGACUUUAUCCGGCGAAUGAGAGGCCAACAAAUUCAGUGUGCCACACACAUACCAAGAUACAAACGCCCGACUGCCUUGGUGUGGGUGUCUCACGAUGUCUGGCAUUGGUAUUGGUGUUGGUUUCGCCGCUGAACGAGUGACGAUUCUACUCAGAAGUCAGUUUCUUGCUGGGCAGUGUCGGUUCAGGUUCAUCGACGCUCCGCACGCGCUGCCGCGAUUUCCUCAGUGCUAAAAACGCAAGAAGCGUCUUUUUCGGCUCAAAAAUUACACAAAAUAAAGAAAGAAAAAAAAAAAAAAGGAGGGAAAGAGGAAAACCCGAACGUAACGAAAUCUUCGCAGUGCGUUUGCAGACUCCCCCUACCCCCCGCUCAGUACUCAACGGACUACUUCUACUCUCACUCCUUCUCGCUCGCUCUCGCCGAAGAGAGUUUCAGUGGUUGGUGGUUUUGGUGGUUUGGUGGUGCUGCUGCCGAAGCUCUGCCGACGCCGACGACGACGCCACGUCGGGAAAACCAACCUCUUGCAGUGGAAAUCUUUUCGUACGUUUUCGUUAUUUGUUAUUCGCACGUUGACGCGACGAGACCGCGAAACACACACGACAGCAACGACUGCAGCAAAAUGCAAUUGCCCACAAUGAUCGCGCGUGCAACACUAAGUGGCAAGCCCUAAAUACCAUCUAAUCCAAAACUAAACUUGCCAAAAUUCAGUUUCUCAAAGCCAAGUGAAAAGUGUGUGUCUUACCAUUAAGUAAUAUAAAUCAAUUAAAGCCAAGAAAAAAGAGAAAAGAAAAAAAAACACACAAUAAGCCAAACACGCAAACCCAGCAUAAAGCACAAAUAAUACAUAAAAAAAAAGAUAAAGUGUGAUAUUUUGAUAUUAGCAAUUAGAGUUUACACAACGCAGCCUAAAAAAUUAUUGUUAAAUCUGUGUGUUUGCCACCCAAAAGGCAAAAGCUGAAAAUUGGAUAAUGCUUGGAUAAUUCCCCGCCUCCUACGAUAACAACAAAAACCGAAACGCUAAAGACUAUGCCAGAUCUCUAGAGAUUGCGACUCGGCCACCAGCUAAAUCAAAGAGUUUGGAAAGUCUCGCCAGGUUGCCCGCAAGAAUCCCAAUCCACGCAGGCUGGAUACCCUGUGGCCAGAGUUGCCAAGGUCACACCCGCUGUAUAAGGAGACACGACCCCCGACCCCAUCCCCAACUCCAACCCAAUCCCAGCCAAAAGCCUCCAAUCCGCAGGAGAAGCCGCCGCUUAAGAAGCAAAAAGUUGACCUCAUGACGAUGGCAGAAGGCACCGACCCCAUGGGGCAUGGUCACCACACGAAUCCGCACAACCCCCCGCCCCAGCCGCCGCAGCACCAUCCGCACCACCUGCCCCUGUCCCAUCCCCCGCCGGCACCGCCGCCGCAACUCCUUAAUUUCAAUCACCACCAGCAGCAGUAUCUUCCCCAUAUGUAUCCUGCGCCCGCGGCUGCGGCUCAAUCUCACUCCCACUACGGUGGCUUGCAGUAUCCGCAUCCACAUGCCAUGCAGCAUCAGCAGCACCACCCUCAUCAGCACCACCUGCCGCUGGCAUUGAGCCUGCAUCAACAGGCGGCUGCUGCGGCGGCAGUGGCUGCAGCGGUGGCCACCAACCACUCCAACAACAACAACCAGGCCUGUGUGGCCAACAAUAAUAUCGUGGUUCCAUGGAAGCAGCGCAAGCGCAAGAGGCUCUCCGCGGUGCUGGACAAACUGCACCAUAAUAAUAAUAACAACAACAAUGAAACCCACUCCAAUGGCUUGGCCUGCAAAGCGGAGCCCAUGGAUAUGGAGGAGGUUGAAGAUCCUGAACAAGAUGAAGAGGAUCAUGAUGGUUCUAUGCCCGAUGAUGAAGAGGAUCAGGAAGAAGAUCCUGGCAAGUAUAUCAAAAGCGAACAUCCCGUAAGUGAGGACGAGGAGAACGAACCGGAAAUGGACAACGACAACGAGGACAUUUCUGGGGAGGAUCUCGAGCUGUCGCACAGCGAUGAUAAUGAUCAGGAUAGCCCUAGGAUCAGCAUGAGUCCUCUGCAAUUGCAGGCCUCCCAGAGCAAUAUCCCCCAAGACCAGAAUCAGCCGCUGAACAAAGAGAAUCCGCUGCAUGUGGACAUCAAGACUGAGAUUCCCGGCCCCUACGAUAGAUAUUUCCCGAUAUCAUCACCUCUGUUCGGUUACUACCUGCACACCAAGUAUCUGAAUGAGGUGUUCCGCCGGCGUCAUGAUCUCUAUCCCUCGCCCCUGCAGCACACCCCAUCUUCGAUAGCUUCCGAGACGGAGACUUCACCCAAUUCUCAGGAGCGUAAGAGCAGCUCCAAUCACAUGUUGCCCCAUGCUCUCUUGGCUAAUAAUUCACCACCGCCAUCGCUGCCCUCGCCACCGCGCAGCGAAUCCUCGGUGACCAAUAAUGUAGCCGCCACCACCACCACAACUAGCAGCACCACCAAGAAGCGCACCAGUCCCAAACCCAAGGGCAAGAAGGGCGACAAGAAGCCCAUGCCUCCGCCACAGGAGCGUCCCUUAGAUCUUUGCGUGCGCAACGAGGUGGAGCCGCCCAAGAAGUACAAAAAGUCCGGCUCGAAAUCCUCUCAUGAGUCCCGUUCUGCCGUUAUGAUGCCACCACCGCCGGCCCUAAGUGCGGCUAGCAGUUUGGAGAGCAUGAGUGCCCUGUCCCCGGCUUCGAGUAGCCACUCAGGUCACAUGCCCAUCACCACCGCUGCCACGCCCAACCACCAGCCACCGCCCAAUUCUCCAUAUGCCAAUGCCAUGAACGCUGCCCAUGCAGCUGCAGCGGCAGCGGCAGCCAUGAUCAAGAUGGAGAUGCCAUUGCAUCCACUGCACCACCAGCAGAUGCAUCACUCGCAAGUGCCCACCACCACAGUGGGUGUGCCGGUGAUCAAGGGUGAUGUGGCCUCGCCCACAACCAAGGAAACUGUGGCCUGGAGAUACAAUUUGGAUGUCUCCCCGGUGGUUGAGGAAAUGCCUCCCGGGUCGGAUGUGGCCUAUGUCUGUCCUACUUGUGGACAGAUGUUCUCGCUGCACGACCGCCUGGCCAAGCACAUGGCCUCGCGUCACAAGUCCCGCAAUCCUGCCAAUGAUAUUGCCAAAGCCUAUUCCUGCGAUGUUUGCCGGCGAUCCUUUGCCCGCUCCGACAUGCUGACCCGCCACAUGCGCCUCCAUACGGGCGUCAAGCCGUAUACGUGCAAGGUGUGCGGUCAGGUGUUCUCUCGCUCGGAUCACCUGUCCACCCACCAGAGGACCCAUACCGGCGAAAAGCCCUACAAGUGCCCGCAGUGUCCGUAUGCCGCCUGUCGUCGGGAUAUGAUCACCAGGCACAUGAGGACCCACACGCGCUACGAUUCCAAGGGAGGAUCGAGGGAGGGCAGGGAAGGACGCGAGGGCAGGGAGAGUCGCGAGUCCCGCAGGAGUGGCGAGCGGAUCGAGGAGCCCAAGUCCCCCAAUUCCCAUCCGCUGCUCGACAUGAAGAUGAACAUGAACAUGGGCAUGGGAAUGGGCCUGAACAUGGGCCUGCCCAUGAACCCCAUGAGCCUGCUGCAGGAAGAGCUGCUGCAGAAAUCCCAACCCGGCUUAACCCUCGGUGGCCCUAUGCCACUGGUGGUGAAGACGGAAAGCGCCUAACGGUAUCUGUAUGCAGCAGCAGCCAGACCGUUUAUGACCUGUUAGGUGUCAACGUCAUCAUCAUCUCGAUAUUGACAGGCCCAGCUUAGUGCUACACAGAAAGAAAAAAGAGAAACAAAACAACAAAACAAAAAUCUAAAAAGAUAACAUAUUAACUAGAGCAGUUUGUACUUGUACCGGAAAUCUCUGCUAAGACUGAGGAACCUUAAUACUACCUACAGUUUAAAUAGGCUAAAAACAACCAUCUAACUAACUUUGUAAAAGAAAGAGAGAGAGAGAGUUUGAGGGCAGCACUCAAGACCACCCAACGUAUUAGCACUUAAACUAGUUCUAGUUGCUAGAUCCAUUUUGCGUUAAAUGAACCCCCAGGAGUUUAGAUAGCCAGGAUCUUCGAUACAGCUAGCAAUUCCAUGUUCCACACUUAGGUUAUACUAUAAUUUACUAUAUAUAUUAUAUAUAUAAAGAUGAUCAGAUCCCUACUGCGAUCCGAUCUCUCAGCAUUUUGAGCAACGUUGAAAUUAUUAAGCUAGACUCGCUACUUAGGCUAGAAGUCAUGCCGCAUUGGAGAAGGCAUUAAUUUUAAUUAAAUUUUAAUUUAUUUUUAACAUUACUCAGCAGCAUGUAAACAAAUACCACAACAAUUUGUAUUAAUUGAAUUUUACUCUAUUUUAUUUAAUUUAAUUUAAUUAACUAGCCUACGGAAAAACACAAACAAAAGACAAAGAAUUCUCCCUAG
This is a messenger RNA of Drosophila eugracilis, 4518 nucleotides long. RefSeq names its product zinc finger protein 1 (gene klu). The coding region runs from base 1401 to 3782 and encodes 793 amino acids. NCBI's taxonomy places the organism in Eukaryota, Metazoa, Arthropoda, Insecta, Diptera, Drosophilidae. Gene Ontology annotation, molecular function: RNA polymerase II cis-regulatory region sequence-specific DNA binding; DNA-binding transcription factor activity, RNA polymerase II-specific. Gene Ontology annotation, biological process: regulation of transcription by RNA polymerase II. The record is from RefSeq and is a predicted model, not a curated record. The transcript is spliced from 3 exons.